AUGUUUUCAUCUUAAUUUUAUUUUAAAUUGGGUGAGAAUAAGUAAAUUAAAAGAGGAGCUUUUGCAGGAUUUAUUUUGACAUUAAGUAUUUUCCUUAUUAUAUUUUCUUACUUUAUUUACUUAACAAUACAAUACGCAAUAAACGGGAUAGACCCUAAAUAUAGAUCUCAAACCUUUGUAACUGAUGAUCUUAUUCAGUUAGAUUUAAGCAGUGAUAUGGUUGGUUUCAGGUUUGAAUACUAACUUAACAAAGAUGUAGCCCUUCUGGAGUCUUAGUAAAAUAAAAAGUAUAUUGUGUAUUAGGCCUACUUAAAUUAUCAAAGCCCAACUUUUUCUAUGAUGAAGCGUAUCGAUAUAGUGAAUUGUACAAACCCUUAACUUGAUGGAUAUUACUGUAUUGACUAUUCUUAAGUUUCCAACUAUACUCUUGAAUAUAGCUCUAAAGGUAGUGUCAAAAGUUAAGUCUUUCUCUUAGCUUAUGGUUGUUUGGAUCUUGAUCAUGCUAAAAAAACAAUUCCUGAUAACUGUGCUAGUUAAAAAGAUAUUGAUGAUAUGGUCAACGGCAAAUAGGCAGCUUUACGCAUAAAAUUGCUAUCAUAGUAGUACAAUACAACUUCAUAAAAGGUUCAACAAAUUUACAGAAAUAAUUUCAUGUAUUCUUAUUCAAAUUAAGCUCUUUGGACUGAAUUUAAAGGUCAAAAAUAAACCACUUCAGUGAAGGAUGGUUUUUUAAUUUAAUCUGAAUAAUCUUUUUCUUCGCUAUUAUCCUAUGACUAAAUCAACUAAAGUUACCAAAGAAGUGAGGUUCUAAAUCCUCAUCAUGGAAUUGGACCUUAUUGCAAAUUCUCAAUCUCCUUGGAUGAAGUUUACUUUUAAAUCUAAAUUUAGUAUCCGACUUAUCCUGAAAUAUUAGCUAUGCUGAAUAACACUUUUGUAAUUGUUGUAAUUCUAGGAUACUUUGGUAGAAUUAUCGCUUAGAAAGUAAUAAAGUAAGAAUUUUUCCUUCUAUUCUUGUAAAAUAUGUACUAGGACACUUAUGAACAAAUAAUGCAAAUCAAUUAGAUAUUUUAGAAGGAGGAUGGAAUAUACUUUUAGAAAAAUAAAUUUAAAAAAGAGAUUGGAAAUAAAUAUGAAGAAUUAAAUAACUAACAAUUAAUAGAUAUUCCUUCUUUUGUGGUGGAAUCAAAAUAUGAUGAGGUGAAGGAAUUUAAAGAGCCUAAAAUAGGUCUAAAGAAGAUUAGCGAUAUUGAGACAGAUGGCAAUAAUAGUGAUUACUUAGCAAAAGAUAAGAUAGGGUAAUCAAACUUAAUUGAAAAUGAAAAAUUUAUUCAUCCAAAAUCUACAUCUCCAUCAGUUUUAGAUUUACCUAAAUACUUAUCUAGCAAGAUUACAGAAAGCUUAGCAUAAGUUUCCAAGUUAAAACUUAAACAAUUUGUGGAUAUUGAUUAAAUAAAAUUGAAUGAAUAGUAAAAUGAACUUUCAUAAGUUAUAAACAGCUAAAUACUUGAUAAAGAAAAGGCUUUACAAUUUUAAAGAGAGUCGAUUUAAAAAUUGAACAAAAAAGAAAUCAACAAAUAGUUUAAAAAGAAAUUAGAAGUUAUGAAAAAUUCUAAAGUUUCCAAAAAUUUACAAAAAAUCAUAUUUGGAACAAAGUUAUGGUAAAAGAAACAAUAUACUAAUUAGUAAGAUUUUGAUGUAUCUGUGAAAGAAUUAAUUGAAUCUCAGGUUGAAAAAAGCUUAGAUAUUUUAUAGCUAUAUCAAGAUAUCUUAUUCUUGAAAAAGGCAGUGAUGAUUUUGCUCAGUAAAGAUUAACUUGCAGCUAUUUCACUUGUAGGUUGCUCGCCUUACUUUUUAGGUAAGAAGAAUCUUGAUACCUCCAGCGCAUAAGAAGUAAGUAGAAGAAAUCACUUUGAAGAAUAAUUCGCAAUAUCCUUAUCAAAUGAAUUAAAAACAAAAUAUAUCUAAAAGUUCUUAGAUAAAUGCACAAAAGAUACUGAAAUAAGUGAUGUUGAUUAUAGAAUAUUGUCAUCAGUCAUUAGCCAUUAAAUUAAUUGA
This is a messenger RNA of Tetrahymena thermophila SB210, 2055 nucleotides long. Its product is annotated as AMP-binding enzyme family protein. The record is from RefSeq and is a predicted model, not a curated record. NCBI's taxonomy places the organism in Eukaryota, Ciliophora, Oligohymenophorea, Hymenostomatida, Tetrahymenidae. The transcript has 4 exons.